Syngnathus typhle (broad-nosed pipefish) is the source of this 1743-nucleotide messenger RNA. RefSeq names its product X-ray repair complementing defective repair in Chinese hamster cells 2 (gene xrcc2). Gene Ontology annotation, molecular function: ATP binding; ATP-dependent DNA damage sensor activity; four-way junction DNA binding. Gene Ontology annotation, biological process: DNA strand invasion; double-strand break repair via homologous recombination. Lineage: Eukaryota; Metazoa; Chordata; Actinopteri; Syngnathiformes; Syngnathidae. The transcript has 5 exons. The record is from RefSeq and is a predicted model, not a curated record. Gene Ontology annotation, cellular component: Rad51B-Rad51C-Rad51D-XRCC2 complex; centrosome; replication fork. Bases 111 to 1016 code for a protein of 301 amino acids.
CGGUAAUGCGCCAUGAAGCUGCUUUGCCAACCGCCAAGAAGCACCAUCGAAGAAGAACAAGCUGGAAGUAAACAUGACUGAAAGUGGCGCGCAGCUCUUCGCUCGUCUUGAUGGCCGCCGAAGUGUUCAUGACAUCGAACCUCGCCUCUUCCCACCACACGCAGGACCCGGACCCGGUGCGGUGGUGGAGCUGUACGGGACGGAGGGGACGGGUGAGUCGAGGCCGCCCUUUGUCUGAGACAUUCUCUUCUAACGCUGGCAGGCGCACAGGUAAGACGGAACUGCUCUACCACUUCCUGUGCCGUGCCGUACUCCCCGUUGAUGCCGGCGGUCUGCAGCUGGAGGUGCUUUUCGUCGACACCGACUACAGUCUGGACGUGUUGAGGCUCGUCGGCAUCCUGGACGCCAGGCUGGGCGGUGCGGGGUCGUCGAGCCGGCCGCGGCAGCCCGCAGAGGCACGCGUGCGUGAAUGCCUGUCCCGGCUGCUGGUGGCGCACUGCAAUUCUUCGCGGCAGCUGCUGGCCACCCUGCACGCGCUGGAAACCCGCUUGGCGUCUCGGCCCGGCCUGGCGUUCAUCCUUCUGGACAGCGCCUCGGCGUUCUAUUGGCCGGACCGCGGUGAGGGCGGAGCCAGCGUGUCCAAGCAGGAGGAGAAGCUGAGCAAAUGUUCGCAGCUCUUGGGCGCUUUGCUCAGCAUCUUGUCAGAGCAUUUUCUCGUCCUCAUUCUCACCUGCCAUCCAUUGGCCAGGGAUUACCGGAUCAGCGUGUUUGCUUCCUGCCACUCCAACCAGAGGCGCUGUAGCCACACCUCCUCCUCCUCAUUCUCCCACCUGUGUCGCCCUUGGCAACGGCUGGUCACUCACCGCAUGUUGUGCUCCAGACAGGAAGUUGCUCCAGCGGGAGGCGGCCCCAGAGCUCACGUGUUCAGCGUGCAUUGCACGUCCUCGUCGUCCGGUAGCAAAGCUCACAAGAGCUGCUCCUUCCGCGUCGGGGAUGGCGGCCUGGAAUUUGUCUGACGCUCCUCCUCUGGCCGCUGUCCGUCCAGAUUGUAACAUCCAUCCGUCAGUCACAAAGCAUCGGCUCAACUCUUGACGUUUACCUCGCCAGCACGUCUCAUUUGAUUCGAUCUUCAACGGCGUGCGUGUUAAACGGCGGGUGUUUGUAAAGUGUGCACGGAAAGGUCGAGAAAAUAGACUCUAAUCUACUAUCUGGGGAAAUGCCGUGUAUGCCUUUCCCACACUGUUAAGACGGCCCUAUUUUCUAAACUAAAAAUGCACAAAGCUCCACAGAAAAUAUUGGUGAAUCCAUGGUUUGGAAGCUGCUGAGAUGCUUGCACAAGAGCGUGUGGCAUUCUGAUAUGGUCUAAUUGAAUACUGCUUUCUGAUUGGCUCACAAAAUGACAUCCGUGACCAUGAUUAUCUGAUAACAAACCGCAAAUGAGGCAAUUAAAAAAAAAUAAAAAAUCUGACAAAUGCAAACUGUUUUUACAAAAACCCUGCCACAAUUUUAGGGCACUGUCGGUGAGGGCAGCAUUCCCAGCCCGAGAGCUUGCGGCGACCCUCACAUAGAAAUACUGAAUGUGGAAUAAUAAAAAACGACUUUGUCAUACCUGAGAUCCUUAUUUAACGAUGUCAAACUAGAAAAAACACGCUCGUGUUGCUUCCCGCCUCUGCAUCUUCCAUUAAGUGGGGCAGUGCAAUGCCGAAGCGGCUCGUGGAGCUUGAUUGCUACGGUUCAAUGUCA